Molecule: messenger RNA, 262 nt
Organism: Funneliformis mosseae
Lineage: Eukaryota; Fungi; Glomeromycota; Glomeromycetes; Glomerales; Glomeraceae
Source: the annotation of a GenBank genome assembly
AGAACUACACACUUUGAAAUAUGUAUUCUACACUCCUGAUCCAGUCGUCCCCGGAAAACUCGAUACUUUUAAUGUUUCUGGAACUUUAUAUACAGAUAUCACAGAAAUAACCAUACUUGUAUUCAGUUUUACAAACCUAAAGCUAAACGAAGCGCAGGCGAUAUCUAUGUUGAAAACAUUUGUACUGGAACUGGUUGCUGUUAUAAAAACAAACGGAGAUCGCUUCAAGGUUACGCAAUGGCGACAGUAUCCACCUAAUUGA